Danio rerio (zebrafish) is the source of this 3033-nucleotide messenger RNA. Lineage: Eukaryota; Metazoa; Chordata; Actinopteri; Cypriniformes; Danionidae. The record is from RefSeq and is a predicted model, not a curated record.
AUCACAGCCUUUCCUACAUGCUGAAAAUAUCCCAUCAUAAAGGCUAGUAGAGCAUCUAAACAAGCAGGAGAUCAUUCAGAUCAGAUGGAGGAGAACGAGCAAAGACAAGAAGAGGAUGAGGAACGCAACUUCAACACUAAAGGAACUAAAACAACACAUCUGCACAGCUGUCGUCAGUGUGGAAAGAGUUUCAGAAGAAAAUCCAAACUGAAAAAACACAGAAAGACUCACGCUGGAGAGAAACCGUACACCUGUACUGAAUGUGGAAAGAGUUUCUCACAGCUGGACAGUUAUAAACAGCACCAGAAAACACAUGAAGACAAGAGAGAUCAUGAGUGUUUGCAGUGUGGGAAGAGUUUUACUACAGCUGGCAGUCUGAAAAUCCACCAGAGAAUUCACACUGGAGAAAAACCUCACAAGUGCUCAUAUUGUGAGAAGAGUUUCAGUCAUUCAGGACACUUAAAAUCACACGAGCGAAUUCACACUGGAGAAAAGCCGUAUCACUGUACUCAGUGUGGAAAAAGUUUCAAAGACAAAUCCAGUCUGACUUAUCAUCUGCUUGUUCACACUGGAGAGAAGCCGUUUACCUGCACUCAGUGUGGUCAUGAUUUUAGAUCAUCGUCAAAUCUGAAACAACACAUGAGAAUUCACACAAAUGAGAAGCCUUAUGCAUGUCUGUUCUGUGAAAAGAGAUUUUCACGUCUCUGUGAUUGUAAACGGCACCAGAAAACACACACUGGUGAGAGAGAUCAUGAGUGUUUGCAGUGUGGGAAGAGCUUUACUCAAUCUGGCAGUCUGAAAAUCCACCAAAUGAUUCACACUGGAGAAAAACCUCACAAGUGCUCAUAUUGUGAGAAGAGUUUCAGUCGGUCUUCACAUCUGAAAUCACACGAGCGAAUUCACACUGGAGAGAAGCCGUAUUGCUGUCCUCCAUGUCAGAAGAGUUUCAAAGACUCAUGCAGUCUGACUUAUCAUCUGCUUGUUCACACUGGAGAAAAGCCAUUCAGCAGCUAUCCCAUCAUAAAGACUAGAAGAGCAUCUAAACUAUCAGGAGAUCAUUCAGAUCAGAUGGAGGAGAAUGAGCAAAGACAAGAAGAGGAUGAGGAACGCAACUUCAACACUAAAGGAACUAAAACAACACAUCUGCACAGCUGUCGCCAGUGUGGAAAGAGUUUCAGAAGAAAAUCCAAACUGAAAAAACACAGAAAGACUCACGCUGGAGAGAAACCGUACACCUGUACUGAAUGUGGAAAGAGUUUCUCACAGCUGGACAGUUAUAAACAGCACCAGAAAACACAUGAAGACAAGAGAGAUCAUGAGUGUUUGCAGUGUGGGAAGAGUUUUACUACAGCUGGUCAUCUGAAAAUCCACCAAAGAAUCCAUACAGGAGAAAAACCUUACAAGUGCUCAUAUUGUGAGAAGAGUUUCAGUCAGUCUUCAGAUCUGAAAAAACACGAGCGAAUUCACACUGGAGAAAAGCCGUAUCACUGUACUCAGUGUGGAAAGAGUUACAAAGACAAAUCCAGUCUGACUUAUCAUCUGCUUGUUCACACUGGAGAAAAGCCGUUUACCUGCACUCAGUGUGGUCAUGAUUUUAGAUCAUCAACAAUUCUGAAACAACACAUGAGAAUUCACACAAAUGAGAAGCCUUAUGCAUGUCUGUUCUGUGAAAAGAGAUUUUCACGUCUGGAUUCUUGUAAGCAGCACCAGAAAACACACACUGACGAGAGAGAUCAUGAGUGUUUGCAGUGUGGGAAGAGUUUUACUACAGCUGGUUAUCUGAAAAUCCACCAAAUGAUUCACACUGGAGAAAAACCUCACACAUGCUCAUAUUGUGAGAAGAGUUUCAGACAGUCUGGAGACUUGAAAAGACACGAGCGAAUUCACACUGGAGAAAAGCCGUAUCACUGCACUCAGUGUGAAAAGAGUUACAAAGACAAAUCCGGUCUGACUUAUCAUCUACUUGUUCACACUGGAGAAAAGCCGUUUACCUGCACUCAGUGUGGUCAUGAUUUUAGAUCAUCAACAAUUCUGAAACAUCACAUGAGAAUUCACACAAAUGAGAAGCCUUAUGCAUGUCUGUUCUGUGAAAAGAGAUUUUCACGUCUCUGUGAUUGUAAACAGCACCAGAAAACACACACUGGCGAGAGAGAUCAUGUGUGUUUGCAGUGUGGGAAGAGCUUUAAUAGAGCUGGACAUCUGAAACGCCACCAAAGGAUUCACACUGGAGAAAAACCUCACAAGUGCUCAUAUUGUGAGAAGAGUUUCAUUCAGUCUUCACAUCUGAAAUCACACGAGCAAAUUCACACUGGAGAGAAGCCGUAUUGCUGUCCUCCAUGUCAGAAGAGUUUCAAAGACUCAUGCAGUCUGACUUAUCAUCUGCUUGUUCACACUGGAGAAAAGCCAUUCAGCAGCUGAACGUUCAUUUCCAGAUUCAUAUAAAAGCUCAAGUGCUCAUAUUGUGAGAAGAGACUCAGUGGGUCUGGAGUAUGUUCACACUGAGUGUCAGUGGUUAUUAAUAUGAGAAGGCUUUGUUCUGUAUGAGGAAAAGUUUACACAGAUUCAUUUUGUUCAGAAUGUUUUUGACUUGACUUUGGCGAAACUAAUAACUCUAACACAUAAUGCUAGUUUCAGCGAGAGCUCAGUGUUAUUUUAAGUUCUGUUUUAGUUCAUUAUACUCAAAUGUUUUCUCCUGUUGUUCUAAUUAAAGAGCUGCAGCAGAUUUUAAAGCUCCAACCCUGUAGUUUGUUGACAGUAAUAUUGAGAUCUGAAACUGAUGCUCAUGUAAUGUGAUGUUCCUGUUAGUUCAGUCCUGUGUUAUAGAAAUCAGACAGACACAUUUUGUCAUUAUUUUCAUAUAAGAGCAGACGUGUUCACUGGUAAAUAAACAUUUGGCUUUUAGUUUCAUCAGCUUCAGCAUUAACAUUAGUGUGAGGGUUUGGUUGAAGGUAGAGGUUAAUAAAAUAAAAUUUAAUGUGUAAUUUAAUAAAUAAUAUAAAUAAAUCUCGUUAUGAUUACUGUUUUUACAUAAGG